AUGUCUCGAAUACCGGCCGUGCAUUUCACAAAAAAUUCAGGAGCUAGACAUACAGGCACUGUUAUAUUUUUUCAUGGAUCAGGUGGAACUGGAGAUCUAAUGAAGCAGUGGGUUGACUUACUAGUGAAAAAUUUUUCUUUCCCUCAAAUAAAAGUUUUGUACCCCACAGCUCCAUUACAGCCAUAUACACCUGCGGGUGGACAAAUGAGCAAUGUAUGGUUUGAUCGACGUGAUAUAACUCCUAAAGUUCCUGAAGUAAUUAGCUCUUUAGAACAAAUUGAAUCUGAUGUAAGAAAUCUCAUUAACAAAGAAGUGACAUCAGGUAUACCCGUUAAUAGGAUAAUUGUAGGUGGAUUUUCAAUGGGCGGAGCAUUAGCACUUCAUACAGCUUACCGAUGGGAGACUAAACUUGCAGCCACAUUUGCAUUUAGUUCCUUCUUAAACGAAAAUUCUGUUGUGUAUGAAGAAUUUAAAAAUGCAGCAAAUGUUCCCCCAUUACUUCAAAUUCACGGAAAUGCCGACGACUUAGUUGAUAUAAAGUGGGGUGAAACAACUUUCAAAGAAUUGAAAUCACUAGGUGUGGAGGGUGAAUUUCAUACAAUGGAGAGGCUGGGACAUUCCCUCAACAAAAGAGGUUUACUAUUAAUACAAUCAUGGAUAAACAAAUAUUUACCUGAAUUAUAG
Leptosia nina is the source of this 684-nucleotide messenger RNA. Lineage: Eukaryota; Metazoa; Arthropoda; Insecta; Lepidoptera; Pieridae. The record is from the annotation of a GenBank genome assembly.